Messenger RNA from Phyllopteryx taeniolatus (common seadragon), 2299 nucleotides. Its product is annotated as aspartate aminotransferase, mitochondrial. The transcript is spliced from 10 exons. NCBI's taxonomy places the organism in Eukaryota, Metazoa, Chordata, Actinopteri, Syngnathiformes, Syngnathidae. Gene Ontology annotation, cellular component: mitochondrion. Gene Ontology annotation, biological process: L-aspartate catabolic process; biosynthetic process. The coding region runs from base 95 to 1381 and encodes 428 amino acids. The record is from RefSeq and is a predicted model, not a curated record. Gene Ontology annotation, molecular function: L-aspartate:2-oxoglutarate transaminase activity; pyridoxal phosphate binding.
GACGUCAUCACGUACAUCCAGCGUCUGGCCGUGGCCGUGAGUGCCCUUCAUCCGUCCACAUUUUGCCAGGCUUGACUCCCCAAAGCACGCAGAAAUGGCCCUGCUCAAGUCCAACAAAGUUUUCGUCUGUUUGGGAAACAUUACGCCGUCCCUCGGGGUGCUGUCCGCCCGUAACAGCUCAUGGUGGGGUGGAGUGCAGAUGGGUCCCCCUGAUCCCAUCUUGGGUGUGACCGAAGCCUUCAAGAGGGACACCAACCCCAAGAAGAUGAACCUGGGAGUGGGAGCUUACAGGGACGACCAGGGCAAGCCCUUUGUCCUCAGUUGUGUUCGCAAGGCGGAGGCCUUGAUUGCAGAAAAACAGCUGGAUAAGGAAUAUCUUCCCAUUGGCGGUUUGGGAGAUUUUACGAAGGCAUGUGCCCAACUUGCUCUUGGAGCUGAUAACGAGGUCUUGAAGAGUGGCAGGAACAUUACUGUCCAGACCAUCUCAGGAACUGGAUCUCUGCGCAUUGGAGCUAACUUUUUGUCUCGGUUCCAUGGAGGUCCUCAUGAUGUGUAUCUGCCCAAGCCUUCCUGGGGUAACCACACACCCAUCUUCAGAGAUGCUGGCAUGCAGCUCAAAGCGUACCGCUACUACAACCCUUCCACAUGUGGCUUUGAUUUCAAAGGCGCUCUGGAAGACAUCUCUAAAAUCCCAGAGCAGAGUGUGAUCUUGUUGCAUGCCUGUGCCCACAACCCAACCGGUGUGGAUCCCAGGCCUGAGCAGUGGAAGGAGAUCGCUGACAUUGUGAAGAAGCGCAACUUGCUGGUGUUCUUCGACAUGGCGUACCAGGGCUUCGCAAGCGGAGACAUCGAUCGCGAUGCCUGGGCUGUGCGCUACUUCAUCGAGCAGGGCCACAACAUUGUACUGUCCCAGUCCUAUGCUAAGAACAUGGGUCUCUAUGGCGAGCGUGUGGGAGGCUUCACUGUGGUGUGUAAAGACAGUGAGGAGGCGAAGAGGGUGGAGUCUCAACUGAAGAUCCUCAUCAGGCCCAUUUACUCCAACCCGCCAAUGAACGGAGCAAGAAUCGCUACAACUAUUCUUAACACACCAGAUCUUCGUGCACUUUGGCUGGAGGAGGUCCACGGGAUGGCAAAUCGCAUCAUCAAGAUGAGAGAGCAGCUCGUAGCCGGCCUGAAAAAGAACGGCUCCACCCACAACUGGCAGCAUGUCAUCGACCAGAUCGGCAUGUUCUGCUUCACAGGCCUGAAACCGGAACAGGUUGAACGCAUAACGAAAGAGUUUUCAGUGUACAUGACCAAGGAUGGCAGAAUCUCCAUGGCAGGCGUGUCCUCCGGGAACGUGGAAUACCUGGCGCAGGCAAUCCACGCCGUCUCAAAGUAGAGCGGAUCCCGCUGGGAGAGUAACAGCACCCAAACGGCAAGGUUGAAGAGAUUUGAAACAUCGCUUGCUCUCCUUCUUUCAUUUCUAGUAUACAGUUACAUUUUAUUGGACUUCAUCAGCCUACUGUCCAACUUGUUGCUGUUAAAUGGUUUACUUUUUUGUUUGUUUUUGCUCCAAAAGCAUGUCAUUAAAUAACAGAUUCCCCUGCUAAAUUGUUCAUUGUGUUCACUUUGAGCUGAAAUGAGAAAUAUACUGUAAUGUUGUUUUAUUUAUUGUGCGGAACAAACCUGGCUGCUGUUCUUCUACUUUUGGCUCACUCACUUUAAACUGUCAGGGUAAUAUUUAGAUAGUAGUUUCAAGUACAAGUGAAGAUCUGUGUGGCUAUGUGAAAGCAUGUGUAAAUGUCUUUUGGGUUUUUUUUUUUAACUUUAUUCAAAGGAAAGGACUCUCUGUCAUUGGUUUAAAAAAAAAAAAAAAAAAAAAAGUCUGCUUGUCACACUUCUGUUUCAGUCUUAUUUAGUACUUUUCACUCUUUCAUCAAAAGUUAACUGAAUGUUUUCAGUUGCAGAGCAGCAGUUUCUCAAUCAGUCGUGUCAUUUUAUCCCUCAAAACAAAUAGUCAUGGAAGCCAAAAAAAUACUUAAUUGAGCUCUGUAUGGAAGUGGGUGGUGAUGAUUUUCACUGCAGACAUGGUGUAUUUCAUUCAGAUUUUCUUUUCAGAUUUCCAUCAUACAGUUUUGCUUUAAAUAUUGGUACAGAUGUCUCAGUGUGGGCUUUAAGAGGCAACGUGUCAAUCUGUUCAUCAUUAAGACAUGAGCAUUGAGGGCAUUCGAAUGUGAAACGUUACCAUUUGCCUCUAUUCUGCAUAUAAAACAUUAGUCAUUGCAUUACAGAACUAUAAUAAAUCAUUUAAGAGUAA